Messenger RNA from Paramecium tetraurelia, 4662 nucleotides. RefSeq lists its product as uncharacterized. The record is from RefSeq and is a predicted model, not a curated record. The transcript is spliced from 2 exons. NCBI's taxonomy places the organism in Eukaryota, Ciliophora, Oligohymenophorea, Peniculida, Parameciidae.
AUGGAAACAAAGUCUGAAUAUGGUCUAUCGAAAGAGGGACAGAGUUCUUUGGGUAAAGUUGUUGUUGAAUUAAAAAACGUUCUAUUUUCAGUGACUAGGUAAAUGCUUAUUGAUGAUGAUCCUUCAUUGCUUUUAAACAUAGCUUCACUUUUAAUCCAGUUGCUUUAAAUGACUUACAUCUGUUUUAAUAGAAAUCUGUACAAGGCUUGGAAGCAUGAUUAGAUUGCAGAGUAUGUUAGCAAAAUAACUGGCUAUGUUCUACUAUCACCACAAUAUGAGAGGAUGUCAUAUUCUACAAUGGUGAUAUUGACAUAUUUGUUUGUGGGUAUAAUUGCAUUGGAAAUUUUACUGUAUUUGGUACUAAGCAAUAGGACUGAAAAACUGAGCAAAACUCUACCUAUGGCAAUGUUAAAGUCAAUAAUAAAUUUGAUGCUUUCAAUUUUAUAUAUGCCAAUAGUAGAUUUGUUUAUUUCAGUAUGGACAUGCUAAGACUCUUACCACUUCUCAUUCACUAAUUAUGAAUGCUGGGCAGGCAGUCAUACAGUUCAUUCGAUUGUAGCAAUAAUCUUUUUGAUAAUAUUCUACACUUUGAGUGCUGUUCAUUCAUUUCUCUAUUAUGAGGCUCGCUUUGUCUACAACAAUCCUUUAUCAAAAUAGAAUGGAUUUGAUGAUUUUAUUUUAAAAACUUAUAUUCUGAUUUAGGUAUUGAAUUACUCAUUUAUCGAUUCGCAAUAUGUUUAGGUGAUUCUUAUAGCUUUUGGAAACAUAACUCUCUACAUAUAUAAUUAUCAUUACAAUACACAUAACAAUUUGAUUAUCUACAAACUGUGGUAAAUGAUAAUUGCCGUAAAUAACUGGACUUGCAUUAUGUUAGCCUUCAGUAAGAUCCUAGAGGAUGUGAUAUUUAGAGGUACCAUUUAUGCAUGGCUUUUGGGAAUACCUCUAUUGGUAAUAAUAGUAAUAUAAAACCCGGAAGAGAGAAUCGAUUUGUUACUAUUGGACAAUAUGAAAGGGACAAUAAAUCAGAUCUUAUUGUAGCAGCAUCAUUUGUUGCGAUUGCAUAAUUGGAACACUCAGCUAUUCAAUAUAAUUUUGGAUGGAUAUUUAAAAACUCAUAAUUAAACCUGUAUUAGACCUGACUGUGGUAAAGAGCUAAUCAAGAUCAUCUAAUAAAAUUAUUUGGAUGCAAGCAAGAGAUUUCCAUAUGACUAUUAGUUGAAGAUUAGAUAUGGAUUCUUUUUACUCCAUAUUGGUUAAAGACAGUAUGCUUUGUAGGAAUUCAAUUAAGCUCAAAAUUAGAAUCCUACAAUGGAUUACGAGUUUGUAUUGUUUAGAUACAAGAAAAUUAUUGAGGAUGAGAUGAACGAUUAGAAUGUUGAAUAGAUAGAUACGCAUAAUGAAGCUAUUUACUUAAAUAUUAUUAAGAAUUUUUAAAGCAAGAUCGAAAGAGUUACUUUAAUAAAUAUGGAUUUCUGGUCUUAGUUGUAAGAGGAUUAUCCAGAUUUAGGGAAAUUGAAUUAGAUAGGUCUGAAUAUUCAUAAUCUAAUGAAUGAGAUUGAAAUGACUUGGAAUCGAUUACAGAAGACAAAAUAAAACACAUAGAAGAGUUUAAAAAUGUAUAGUAAAUUUAUGAUCGAUGUUGUGCAAGAUCAAGAUUAUGGUGAGUUGUUGUAUGAGAAAUCUAGAGUCAUGGAUGCUUCUUAUGUGAGGAAAGGCAUAUAGAUGGCAAGUAAGGAGGAAAUCAGCAUGGAAAGUCUACCAACAAUAAUAAUUUCAUUAGCUCCUGAUAAGUUUGGUUAGAUCAUCAAUCUAAAUACUGCAUGUCAUGUAUUUGGAUAUAUGAAGAAUGAAUUAGUUAAUAGGAAAUUGAAUGUCUUGAUUCCCAAUAUCUUUCAAAAAGCCCAUGAUUAAUUAAUGAAAUUGGGAUUUGAUUAAAAAUUGAAUAAAGAGAGAUCGAUUUAUGUCAAAAACAAAUAGAAUUACCUCAUCCCUUGCAUCAUAGAGAUGAAGGCCUUAACAUCCUUAGAUUAAUCAGUUAUGAUAAUAGCAUAAUUUAAAUUAUUCAAACCAUAUAAGCAAACUUGCUAUAUCUUAUUCGAUAGUGAUGAUAUUAUAGACUCGAUCUCAUUUAAUUGUAUCAGUUUACUUGGUUUGGAUUUGCGUUUGAUAUAGAACAAGAAACUGUUGGUGAGUGAAAUAUUUCCCUAAUUGGAGGAUAAGAGUGAGUUUCUAAUUAAAGGAGGAGGGAUUAUCUAAUACAAGAUACCAGAGGAUAUUGCAAGUGGUUUGAUUCCAUCUAAUGAAUACAUAGAUGAGAAGUCCAAGUUUGCUUAGGAAUUCAUUUGUACUUUGAAUUCAGUGACACUAAAUAAUUUAUAAUUAGGGUUUAUGAUGAAAUUAGAGUAAAAAGAGAGUGAAAAUCGAUUGAUGCCAUUAAAGAAACAAAAAUCUAAUUUCUAAUUUAAAUAUAAUGUUGGUAAGAAGAUCUUUUUGGGAGAAUUCUCUACUGAUUAAGUCUCAGCUAUACCUGAUUUAUCUUCGAUUCAUGAUUAAACUGUUGAUGUCAGUGCCAUGUCUGUAAAAAAUCAAUCAAUCACACAAGUGAAAUCAUCAGAGGAUCAAAAAUUUGAUUAUGGAGAGGGAAUUAAAACAUUACAACUCUUUUAAAAUCGUAUUCAGGAAAUUGAUAAAGAGGAAAUUAUAGAAGAAUUUGAUGAGGAACACUAACAAAGUGUUUUUCAAAAUAACAUAGAAUCACAGUAAGAAAAUGAAAGUAGUAUUAAUAAUAACAUAUUUAAAUCAAGAGCAUCGCUGUAAGAAUAAAUAAAAAAUUAAGGUAGAAUUUCUAUUAUUUCUAAAAUGAUUUGGUUUACUAACAUUUUAUAUUUAACAAUGACAGCUUUGGCAUUUUUUGAAUUUUUCUAUUUAAAUCAAUAAUACAAUGAAAUUGAAGAAAACAUCAAUUUGAUUGGUAAAGAAAAUCAAAUGCAUGCUGGAUUAUAAACUAUUUUGGCUAAUAUAUAAAAUUUGAAGAUGCUCAACUUAGGUGUAUGGUAGAAUGUAAAUAAAUCUGCAUAUGAAACUACUUAAAAGGAGGAACUUAUUAAGCAAUUGAAUCAAGUUCAAGAUUUAAACAAGGAAGUAUUAAUGAGUGACUUAAAAUUAACAGAUGUUUAUUCCAAUCUGAAGGUUUCAGAUGCCAUUAAAAUGUAUUUUAGUACAAGUUCAAGCUAAUAGUAUGAUUAUAUGGAAGCAACUCAAUAAAUUAUCAGUAAAGGAAUUGAAGUGUCGAAUCUGAAAUUGGGAGACAUCACUGAAUAUUAAUCUAGUGUUUUCUUUGUGGAAUACAACCUUCUAAAUGCAUAUUGGAUUGCUUUAUAAGAUGUGUCAGAUUAAUUUAUUUUAGCCUUGGAUGAUAGAACAACUAGAUAGGAGAAAGUUGAAAUUGUUGUGAUUACACUCUCCGCUGUUAUGUUAUUUAUAUCGUUAAUCAUAUAUUCAAUAUCAAUCAUACUAUUAGCUUAGAUGAGACUGUCAAUACUGCAAUUAUUCUUAGAUAUUCCAGAAAAGACAGUGAAGUAUUUCUACAGUAAGUGCGAGAAUUAUAUAAGUAAUCUGUAAGUAGGAGAUGAGGAUGAAAAUGUCUCAUUCUAAGAAGAUUUGGAAGAGUAAGCAGAGUUGAACAAAACAUUGAAAUCAAGAAAGAAGAAGAAGAAGUUUAUCAACUCUAAUUAAAAUCAUAAGGAUCAUAUAUUGCUUUUUGUAUUUUCUGUUAUGACUUUACAAGGCUACUUCAUAUUCGCUUACUUUGUAACCUAAAAUGAAUUAAAAAAUUUGAAUUAGCAAAUAGCUGAAUUCAACAUCACAACUAGAUGUGAAGGGUUUUACAGAUUUUGUGAUAAUUCAGAAAGAUAACUCUUUUAUAAUCAGGAAAUAAAAUUGUUAAACCAGGAGCCUUAUCAAGUUAUCAAGUAAAACGUAAAGGACAUGUAUGCAUUUGAUACGUCAAUGCAACAACAACAUGCUUUGAACAUCGAUGUAUAGAACUCAGAUUACAGAUCUGUCUAUGACCAUAUUAUGAUGUCUGAUCCCUGUGAUGUUCUACCCUCAUAUGGAUCUCCGGAUACUGUUACUUGCCAAGCCUUUGCAAGAGGGGCAUUGGCAUAAGGGAAUUCCAUAGGAGUGGCAAGAUACAUCGAGAAUUUGAGAUACAUCAUAACAAUUUAUGACAAAUUCAUAGGUCUUGGGUCUAAACCCAAUUUCACAACAGUUGCAAGAGGAGAUGCUGUGGAUUCUAAGAUAGUUGAUGACCCUGAGAAGAACAAUCUAUUGAAUCUGAAUAACUUCAAUCAGACCAAAGAGGCUAGAGCCUAUUAAUCGAAUUAUUUAACACCUGCUUUUCAAUACUUGACUGAUCACAUGAUCAGCGGAUUCAGUAAGGAUUUAAGUGAUCACAUAGCGUAGAAAUUGGCAGUGUUCAUUGUAUUUAAUGUUGUUCUUUUCAUAAUGUAAUUUUUGAUUAUGUAUCCGUUCCUUUUGAAAUUGAAUAAGCAUAUAUCGAAUACAAGAUUGUUGUUGACAAUGAUCCCAUUGCGACUAAUACUCAAAAUAUACUCUAUUAGAAACUUUAUCAAAAAUAAUUUAUCUGAUAUUUAAUAUUGA